Molecule: messenger RNA, 1282 nt
Organism: Lentinula edodes (shiitake mushroom)
Lineage: Eukaryota; Fungi; Basidiomycota; Agaricomycetes; Agaricales; Omphalotaceae
Exons: 9
Coding region: 123-1178 (351 amino acids)
Source: RefSeq, a predicted model, not a curated record
CAUAUAUUGUACAUGUCGUCCUUCUUUGCAGCGAUAAAGGUUUAAGGAUUCUCCUUAAAAGCGGCUCUGUCACCACUUUCCCCCGUCGCAGAUACUGCAAGCAGUUGCUGCAUAUUUUAGACAUGUCUACAACUGCAUCGUCUAUCACAAGCGACGUAGCUCCUGCAGGAUUCGUGCCGAUAUUGGACGACCAACUCUUUGAACAUGGUGAACGCUUGAAAGAUAAAGUUGUAAUCAUUACUGGUGCUGCCAGUGGUAUUGGGAAGGAGGCGGCUAUUCGCUUUGCCUCGUUUGGCGCAAAGAUCGUCAUCGGUGACCUAGAUGUCGUUGGUGCUGAACAGACAGUCUCCGACAUCGUAGCGUCCGGAGGGCAAGCAACUGCUCGAAAAUGCAACGUUACUAUGUGGGAUGAUCAAGUGGAGCUUUUUGAGCUGGCUAUCCAGAAGUAUGGCUCGGUAGACGUAGUGAUCCCUAACGCUGGUAUCGGAGAGCCGGAAAGCUUUUUGGAAGUCAAACUUGACAAAACGGGGAGACCUCAGAAGAUCAAUCUCCCUACGGUUCACGUCAAUUUGACUGGUGUUCUGUACUCUGUUCAUCUUGCCCAACAUUACCUCGUUGUCAAUCGGAAACCUAAUACUCAACCGUUGAAGGCAAUAGUUCUUAUAGGUUCCAUGGCGUCGUGGCAAGCGUUUCCUCUGGCGCCAACUUACAGUGCCUCGAAACACGCCGUUCUAGGACUUAUGCGGUCUUUGGAUCCGAUCUUGACACUACGUGGCAUCCGUAUUGCUUGUAUCAAUCCUUUCUUCGCGGAUACCGGCAUACUCCCGACACCCUUGAAGGUGUUCUUGGCUGGCUGUCCUCUCACUCCGGUGCCUCGCAUUGCAGGGGCAAUCAUUUACGCUGCAUCUCAUCCUGACCCGGCGACGAGCGGAUGUGCGUAUGUCCUGCCCGAUGAUGGACCUGUGUUCAAGGUCCCUAGAGAGGAAUUUAAGGCGGGGGUUUAUCAACUAUUGGAAGGAAAAUUGCAGAGUAUAACAGGCAUCAUCUACGCUAUAAAGUACGCAACAGACAUUGUGAAGAUUGUUGCGAAACCGCUUUUCGCGUCAGUAAUAGCUGUAGGUCUUGCUCGCGUACUUUGGUUCAAUCGCGAAACCCUAUGGACAUCUCUGCAUAUCUGAUUUGUGUUAUGGGUAGUCUGUAUGAUAUAUAUUCUCGAUCAGGCCUGGGUAAUUGCAGUUGCAAAUAUAAUCAACGUUUUCUUUGCUGGAUGGCUUCAAAGUUU